GGAUAGGAUAAAUCCAACGGUCAAUGUCAAAUCGGUGACACCCAGCUAAGAUAGUAGGACCAGACCUUUAAUCGCAGUGUAUAGGAAUUGCUUUCUCCUGGUGGUAUUUAUGAAAGAAAAUCAGUUGACCGACGACAAUCAGGGGAAGUCUUCAAAUCCAACGGACCAAAAUUUCAAUUGGUUACCGAUAUUAGGGCAGUCGUUGCCGUAAGUAAGUAUUGACCUUAACCCCUUGCUUCCUAAACCCGUCCACACGAGUUGAUUCGCACGUACGAUCAGCAUUCAUUGAAAUUCAGACAGCUCUCUCUUCUUCCCCCUUCUCUCUCUUUCUUUGUAUUAUGAGCAAAGCAGCAUAUAAUUGGAAGAACAUUCCAAUACCUGAGCUCAGAUCUUGAACUUUCUCUCUCUCUCUCUCUCUCUCUCAGAGCCUCAGACUCAGCUUUCAGAGCCUGCAAAAAGAUCCAAGAUUGAAACUUGAGGAGGUGGGAGAGAAAGACCAGUUUUAGUUUUUUAGUUUUCUAUAAUUUUUUUUUUUUUUUUUUUUUAACAAUUUUGAGAAGUUGAUGUAGUCCAAACAAGGUUAUGUGAAGUAGUUGGAGAAAUGGAGGAAGGCAACGACAGAGGAGACUUGAAGUCAGCAUUGAGGUCAGGUGGCAGUUUUAAGUCCGCAUUGUCAGGGAGAUCAACUCCUCGAAAUUCUCCUUCCUUUCGAAGAUUAAAUUCUAGCCGAACUCCACGAAGAGAAGCUAGGAGCAGUGGUAGUGGUUUACAGUGGUUCCGAAGUAAUCGUGUAUUGUUUUGGUUGUUAUUGAUUACUCUUUGGACCUAUCUUGGAUUUUAUGUUCAGUCCAGGUGGGCUCAUGAAAACAAGGAUAACUUUUUGGCAUUUGGAAAUAAACGAAUCGGUAGAAACUCAGAAACAGAACAGAAUCUGCGACGUGACUUAAUUUCCAGUGACAUAUCCUUGGCAGUGAAGAAUGAAACUAGUGAAAACCAGGUUGGAGAUGGUAGGAGAAUAGAUGUUGUUUUGGCCAAGACAGGGAAUGGAGUAUCACCACCUUAUAAAGCGAACUCAAAGAAGAGGAAUAAGAAGGGAAAACGUAGUUUACACGGUAAAGUGCCUCCUAAACUGAAGAGCAAGGUCAAGGUUGAAAGGCUUGAAAUAGAGGAACAGGAACCGGAUAUUCCUAAGACAAAUACUUCUUAUGGGAUACUUGUUGGUCCAUUUGGUUCAACAGAGGAUAGAAUUUUGGAAUGGAGUCCUGAAAAGCGUUCUGGAACCUGUGACAGGAAGGGUGACUUUGCACGUCUUGCUUGGUCUAGAAGAUUUGUGUUAAUAUUCCAUGAACUUUCUAUGACUGGGGCUCCUCUUUCAAUGUUGGAACUAGGAACGGAGCUUUUAAGUUGUGGAGCCACAGUUUCUGCUGUAGUUCUUAGUAAGAAGGGGGGAUUGAUAACAGAGCUUGCUAGGAGAAGAAUUAAGGUGCUUGAGGACAAAGGAGAGCUCAGCUUCAAAACUUCCAUGAAGGCAGAUAUUAUCAUAGCCGGAUCAGCAGUCUGUGCAUCAUGGAUUGAUCAGUACAUUGAACGUUUUCCAGCUGGUGGAAGUCAAGUAGCCUGGUGGAUUAUGGAAAACCGAAGAGAAUACUUUGACCGGGCAAAAGUUGUUCUUAACCGAGUGAAGAUGCUAGUUUUUAUAUCUGAAUCACAGUCUAAACAAUGGUUAGACUGGUGUGAAGAAGAAAAGAUAAAGCUUAGGUCUCCGCCUGUAAUUGUUCCUCUUGCUAUUAAUGAUGAACUGGCUUUUGUAGCUGGCAUUAAUUGUACACUUAAUACUCCGUCUUUAACUCCUGAGAAGAUGCUGGAGAAAAGGCAGUUGCUGCGAGAUUCAGUCAGAAAGGAGAUGGGCUUGACUGAUAAUGAUAUGCUUGUGAUGUCUCUGAGUAGUAUAAAUGCUGGAAAGGGCCAGCUCUUGCUUCUUGAAUCAGCACGCUUGGUGAUUGAAAAAGAACGUCUGCAAGAUAUCUCCAAGAUAAGAAAACCAGUGGAUAUAGGCCAAGGACGGUCUAGCUUAGCUAAGAGGCAUCGUUUGAGAGCGUUUUUCCAAAACUCAAAAAAAAAUGGUUCUGUGAGCUCGGAUCGUGUUCAUAGGAGGCAAAUGUCGUCACAGAAUGGAGGAACUCCAGAUCAUUCUGUUAAAAUUCUUAUAGGGUCUGUUGGAUCCAAGAGCAGCAAGGUUCUUUAUGUUAAAGAACUUCUGAGAUUUUUAUCUGAGCACUCAAAUGUUUCGAAGUCAGUGCUGUGGACUCCGGCAACUACACGUGUAGCUGCACUUUAUGCUGCAGCAGAUGUCUACAUCAUCAACUCUCAGGGACUGGGAGAAACAUUCGGGAGGGUGACAAUUGAAGCCAUGGCAUUUGGUCUUCCGGUGCUUGGAACAGAUGCUGGAGGGACUAAAGAAAUUGUAGAGCACAAUUCAACUGGUCUUCUUCAUCCGCUAGGGCGUCCGGGAACUCAUGUCCUUGCAGAAAAUAUUAAGUUUUUGCUCAAAAACCCUAUGGCAAGGAAGCAAAUGGGGGAGAAAGGAAGACAAAAGGUGAAGAGGAUGUACUUGAAGCGUCACAUGUACAAGAAAUUUGUAGACGUUCUGGUCAAGUGCAUGAGAGCCAAGUAACAUCUACGACAUGAGGACGUUCUCAUUCUUUUCAUUGCUUCUGAAAGAUAGGGAUGUGGUUGGGUAUUAUUGAUAUUGAUUUGCUCCGCCCAAUUUAUUCUAAUUUUCUUUAGAAAGAUGAGGUACUUUUUGAUCCGAUAUAGUAGCUUUUCAGCUCAAUUUUUGGAGCAGUGUGCAAAUUCAAAUUCUUGAACUGGUUCAUUCACUUGGGCUGGCAGCUUCAAGAAAAAGCAAAUGUGAUAGUGGAAAGGUUUUUAGCCAACGAGUGUACCAUCCUGUCUUUUUUUCUCCACAUCAUAAAUUUGUGUGUUCGUUCCUCUCUUGUUCAAGCUUUGGUUGGCUUGGUCUCUGUUAGAUAUCGACUCAUAAGUACUUUAAAUUACUCAA
Molecule: messenger RNA, 3061 nt
Organism: Ziziphus jujuba (common jujube)
Lineage: Eukaryota; Viridiplantae; Streptophyta; Magnoliopsida; Rosales; Rhamnaceae
Exons: 6
Coding region: 602-2674 (690 amino acids)
Molecular function (GO): glycosyltransferase activity
Source: RefSeq, a predicted model, not a curated record